This is a messenger RNA of Epinephelus lanceolatus (giant grouper), 2695 nucleotides long. RefSeq names its product T cell leukemia homeobox 3a (gene tlx3a). The record is from RefSeq and is a predicted model, not a curated record. Gene Ontology annotation, biological process: animal organ development; regulation of transcription by RNA polymerase II. Lineage: Eukaryota; Metazoa; Chordata; Actinopteri; Perciformes; Serranidae. Gene Ontology annotation, molecular function: DNA-binding transcription factor activity, RNA polymerase II-specific; RNA polymerase II cis-regulatory region sequence-specific DNA binding. Gene Ontology annotation, cellular component: nucleus.
GAGCGUCACAUCUCUCCAAACGCCCAUCAAACUUUCACCACAGCCUGUAGAGAGGACCCAGUCCUCUGAAAGAGGCCUGUUAGAGACAACGAGGACACGCUGGAUUCUGCUCACACGGCCGGACAGCGAUGGAGACACUACUGGCGAUUACUUUUGGUUCAGUUUGACCCUGUUGUUCUUCCCCUUGAAAACAUCCUGUUCAGUUUUUGCGUCCUUUUUGCGACAAGGCGACGGGGAUGGAGCAAGCACCCAGCGCGCCGAGCCCUCCUCCAAAACCGGCCCAUCACGAGCCCAUCAGCUUCGGCAUCGACCAGAUCCUGGGAGCCGGUACGGAGCCAGAAAGCGGGCGCACGGCUGGAAGACAAAGUGGAUCCGAUUUAAGCAACGGGGACGCUUAUUACAGUUUAGGAAGCCCGACCGGGGCCAGCGCGCCCUCAUACACCGCGCUGUCUAUCUCCCUCUCCGGUAUAAUGCCUCCGGUGGAGGCUUCAGGUUCAUACGGGGAGAGCAGGAGUCUGGGCAGCCGGGGAGUGAUUCGAGUCCCGGCACACAGACCCAUGACAGCCCCGGGACCCCCGGCCCCCGUCCAGAGCGCUGUCCCUGGGUUUGGGGGGUUGUGCUUCCCUUGGAUAGGAAACAGGUUCGCCAAGGACAGAAUAUCAGCGGCUCUGGUGCCGUUCGCCGUUACGCGGCGGAUAGGACACCCGUACCAGAACCGGACACCGCCCAAACGGAAAAAGCCCCGCACGUCCUUCUCCAGAGUUCAGAUCUGCGAGCUGGAGAAACGCUUCCACCGGCAGAAGUACCUGGCCAGCGCCGAGCGGGCGGCCCUGGCCAAGAGUCUGAAGAUGACAGACGCACAGGUGAAAACCUGGUUCCAGAACCGCAGGACCAAGUGGAGGAGACAGACAGCCGAGGAGAGGGAGGCGGAGCGUCAGCAGGCCAAUCGUCUCAUCCUGCAGCUGCAGCAGUCCGCCCUCCAGAAGUCCCUCAGCGAAUCAGCGGUGUCGGAUCCACUGUGCGCCCAUAACUCCUCCCUGUACGCCCUGCAGAACCUCCAACCCUGGGCUGAGGAGAGGGAAUAAGAGACCAGACGCCAUGCUGUAAUCAAUAAGCAUCAGCUAUUAUCCCUGGGAGGAUAAAAAUCAAUUUAAUUAGGCCCUACAUGAGGACAGUGGGACUUACUUUUUUGAUCCAUGCAAUGGAUUUAAAAUUAAAAAAAAAAAAGAAAAGAAAGUUGGAGCAGAAAAACUGAAGAAGGGGUCACAGCCAUUUGAGUGGACGGGUGAGAAAAUGGACCUGAAGUGAUGGAGAUGGUGAGUGAUGCCUGAUUUGAAAGAGAAACAGAACUUUUCUUGGAAUAAAUCUUGCAGCUCUGUGCUUGGGAAGAGACUUUUUCAAAUUCAACAACAAAAAAAAGGAAACAGAACUUGUCAUUAAAAAAUUCUGUGAUUGUCCUCUAAUGCUUGUACUUAUUCUGUUUACUAGAAUAAGAGGGAGAAAUGUACCCCUUUGUCUUCUCUCUCAAGCAUCAGACACAUUGUUCAACACUUAGAAAGGGAAGAACACCAGCCAUAUAAAGGCAAGGCCUACAUCCCAACACCUAUACAAUAGAGUACUUGCAUACAAAUGUGAAAAUGUCUGUUUUAUUAAAAUACACACACAAAAAAUGCAGAUAUGAAAGCUGCUCCAGAUAUUUUUCUUAACUGUUCUGGUGCUUAAACUUUCCUUCCAAUCUCAUUUAUAAAUGUACCCACUCCAGCUGCAAUGCACCACCACGGUCACCUGUCCGUCUCCAGGUUUAGUGCACCACCUCAGCCCAAAAAAAAGAUGCCUAAAAUGUUUCAUUAUGGGGGAGAAAUGCUUUUGUUGCGCAGUAAUAAAAGGGAAAUAGAUGUCAGGAUAAGAGGGGGGAGAGAGGAAAUAUGAAAGAGGCUGCAAGUUGGGUAAUAAAGGGAGUGAUGCAUGUUCAGUGAUGGUGGUGACGUUUUUUUUUUUUUUUUUUCAUAUGCACAUUAUCAUGCUUUAUUUGUGUGUCCUUUGGGAAUCGGGGCACAAAUGUACAAUUCCUUUUGUACUUUCAUUGUAUAUGUGUAAAUAACAAUAUAAACUGUUCUUGUGACUCUUUCUGCUCGUGCUGUUUAUGGUGCACCAUAAAAAAAUGAUUUUAAGAUUUUAACACACCAUAAUUAUAAGCUAUAAAAAAAGAUUAUGGGGUGACAAGGUGAAAGAAAUCAGACGUGAUUUUGUUUCUUGAAAAGUUUAUUGAUAAAUAUAAUGAUUUUAUACAAUAUUUCAAUACACACAUUAUUUCAUUAUGACAGUUUGAAGCUGUCUGUUUGUCUUCCUGUCCGUCAGUCUAUCUGGAAGUAUGUCUGGGUACAUUUGAGAUGAGCCGCAACACAUUUUAGCUUUUUUUUUUUGCUUUUUUUUUUUAAAUCACGCUAUUGGUAGCACAGUGAGUGGGCAUGACAGUAAAGCAUUAAUAAAUCUGUGUUCUUUUUGUCCUGCUCAAUCGUCAAAACGAUGGCUCUUGUUCGAAACAUGGCUUCCGUUCCUUCAGAAUCAGUGAAAGGGUCUCUCUCGUCUGCCUCUAUUCUGUCUCCACAUCCCUCCUCCCUGCUCCCCUCUACUGUCUCUCCCUCACAGUGAAAGGUUGGUUGCUCCAAGUCGACUUUUUUUUUUUUUUUUUUAA